Gastrolobium bilobum is the source of this 2571-nucleotide messenger RNA. RefSeq names its product beta-galactosidase 1-like. NCBI's taxonomy places the organism in Eukaryota, Viridiplantae, Streptophyta, Magnoliopsida, Fabales, Fabaceae. Gene Ontology annotation, cellular component: cell wall; vacuole. Gene Ontology annotation, molecular function: beta-galactosidase activity; carbohydrate binding. The record is from RefSeq and is a predicted model, not a curated record. Gene Ontology annotation, biological process: carbohydrate metabolic process. The transcript is spliced from 19 exons. Bases 1 to 2571 code for a protein of 856 amino acids.
AUGGCAUUGAGCUUUGAGCUCAAAAUGUGGAAUGUGUUAUUGCUGCCACUGCUGCUGGCAUGUUCUUUGAUUGGUUAUUCCACAGCCUCUGUGUCCUAUGACUCCAAGGCUAUCACCAUUAAUGGCCAAAGAAGGAUCCUCAUUUCUGGAUCCAUUCAUUACCCAAGAAGCACCCCUGAGAUGUGGCCAGAUCUUAUUCAGAAGGCCAAGGAAGGAGGUUUGGAUGUGAUUCAAACUUAUGUUUUCUGGAAUGGUCAUGAACCUUCACCUGGCCAAUAUUAUUUUGAGGGGAACUAUGAUUUGGUGAAGUUCAUAAAGUUGGUGCAGCAAGCAGGCCUUUAUGUUCAUCUGAGGAUUGGUCCUUAUGUCUGUGCUGAGUGGAACUUCGGGGGUUUCCCAGUUUGGCUGAAGUACAUUCCAGGUAUCAGCUUCAGAACAGAAAACGAACCAUUUAAAUUUCAAAUGCAAAAAUUUACCAAGAAGAUUGUGGACAUGAUGCAAGCAGAAAGGUUAUAUGAGUCUCAGGGUGGUCCAAUAAUUCUAUCCCAGAUUGAAAAUGAAUAUGGACCUAUGGAGUAUGAAAUUGGUGCUCUUGGUAAAACCUACACUGAGUGGGCAGCAGAUAUGGCUGUAGGACUUGGUACUGGAGUUCCAUGGAUAAUGUGCAAGCAAGAUGAUGCUCCUGAUCCUAUUAUUAACACGUGCAAUGGCUUCUAUUGUGAUUAUUUCUCUCCAAAUAAGGCUUACAAACCAAAGAUGUGGACAGAAGCUUGGACUGGCUGGUUUACUGAGUUUGGAGGUCCAGUUCCUCAUCGACCUGCUGAAGACUUGGCAUUCUCAGUUGCAAGGUUUAUACAGACAGGGGGAUCAUUUGUCAAUUAUUACAUGUUUCAUGGGGGGACAAAUUUUGGUCGAACUGCCGGUGGUCCUUUUAUUGCUACAAGCUAUGAUUAUGAUGCACCUAUUGAUGAAUAUGGAUUGCUCAGGCUACCGAAGUGGGGUCAUCUGAAGGAUUUACACAGAGCAAUAAAACUCUCUGAACCUGCUUUAGUAUCUGGAGAUCCCACCGUAACACGGAUUGGAAACUAUCAAGAGGCUCAUGUCUUUAAAUCAAAGUCGGGAGCUUGUGCUGCAUUCCUUUCAAACUAUAACCCUAAAUCUUAUGCAACAGUGGCAUUUGGAAAUAUGCAUUACAACUUGCCUCCUUGGUCUAUAAGCAUUCUUCCUGACUGCAAGAACACCGUUUAUAACACUGCAAGGGUUGGUUCCCAGCGUGCCCAGAUGAAGAUGACUCCUGUUCCUGUUCAUGGUGGACUCUCUUGGCAAUCAUUCAAUGAAGAAACAGCCUCUACUGAUGAUAGUUCCUUCACCAUGACUGGCCUGUUGGAGCAGUUAAAUACCACAAGAGAUUUAUCUGACUACUUGUGGUACUCCACGGAUGUCAUGAUUGAUCCCAACGAAGGAUUUUUGUGGAACAGAAAGGAUCCUGUUCUCACAGUGUUAUCUGCUGGCCAUGCUUUGCAUGUUUUCAUCAAUGGUCAGCUAUCAGGAACUAUAUAUGGAAGCUUAGAAUUCCCCAAACUAACAUUUAGCAAGAGUGUGAAGCUCAGAGCUGGUGUUAACAAAAUCUCUCUUCUAAGUGUUGCAGUUGGACUCCCGAAUGUUGGUCCUCAUUUUGAAACGUGGAAUGCCGGUGUUCUUGGCCCAAUUACAUUAAAUGGUCUAAAUGAGGGGAGAAGGGACUUGUCUUGGCAGAAAUGGUCUUACAAGGUUGGUCUUAAUGGCGAAGCCUUGAGUCUUCAUUCUCUCAGUGGAAGUUCCUCAGUGGAGUGGAUUCAGGGGAAUUUAAUUCCUCAAAUGCAGCCAUUGACUUGGUACAAAACUACGUUUGACGCCCCAGCUGGAAUUGCACCAUUGGCUCUUGAUAUGGUUAGCAUGGGUAAAGGUCAAGUGUGGUUAAAUGGACAGAGUCUUGGCCGCUACUGGCCUGCUUAUAAUGCAUCUGGUACCUGUGAUUACUGUGACUACGCGGGAACUUAUAAUGAGAAUAAAUGCAGAAGUAACUGCGGCGAGGCUUCUCAAAGAUGGUAUCAUGUUCCUCAUUCCUGGCUGAAGCCAAGUGGAAAUUUAUUGGUUGUGUUUGAAGAAUUGGGUGGAGACCCCAAUGGAAUAUUUUUGGUUAGACGAGAUAUAGAUAGUGUAUGUGCUGAUAUUUAUGAGUGGCAACCAAAUCUUAUAAGUUAUCAGAUGCAAGCUUCUGGCAAAGUUAGCAAACCUGUGAGACCAAAAGCACAUUUAUCAUGUGGCCCUGGACAGAAAAUCUCAUCAAUCAAAUUUGCUAGCUUUGGUACUCCAGUAGGGUCUUGUGGAAACUACCAUGAAGGAAGCUGUCAUGCUCACAAGUCUUACGAUGCCUUUGAAAGGUUGGUUCAUUAUUCAAUAAUGAAUUUGUUGUUGCAGAAUUGUGUUGGACAGAACUGGUGCACAGUAACAGUGUCGCCUGAAAAUUUUGGAGGAGAUCCAUGUCCAAAUGUCAUGAAGAAACUCUCAGUGGAAGCCAUUUGUACCUGA